GUCAAACUCACAGGCGGGAUGCAGUUUAGUAGAGGCCAUGCGGAUUGCAGGCGCUUACAGCAAGGCGUUCAUGCCGCCAAGUCUUCAGCGGAACAGGCUGCAUGCGAACACCAACGACAAAACCUGCAACACAAAAUCGACUUCUAGAAGAGCCAACGCACACUCGAUCAGUAAUGUCGGCAAUGGAGGUAAUUGGCGGCACAGCUGCCGUCUCUCAGCUACUCAGCCAGGCAAUCACCAUUGUUCAGAAGAUACAGGAUGCAAGAGCAAAAGUACAUGGCGCGUCAGAUCGCCUGGAUGGUUACCAAGGCCAGCUAGAUAACUUGCUAAGUACGCUGCGACUUAUACAAGAUGAGCCCGACCUACAAACACCGGCAAUCAAGAAACAGAUCCAGGUGGUAAUCAAUCUGGGAAAAGAGUUACAAUGCCAGCUUGAUGCCUUCGCCGCGCGACUAGCAAAGGGCAGAGCCAAGCAAUACACGCAUGCGCUCGUCAACGGUGAUAGAGACGAGAGGGGUCUCGAGGCUGUCAUGACUCAACUAGACCGGGCGAAAGCAGACCUUACCGCACAAAUUGUCACGGCGCACGUCGGACUGAGCGGGUCCUUGCGCACCGGCUUCACAGCCGCUCUAGCAGUAGUCCAGCGGGUUGACAGAAACGUGCAAAGGGUCCUUGGCGAGAGGCUUUCCAUGGCUGCUCGAUUCGAAGGGCGACACCUAGACGAAGGAGGCAAUGACACGGUACCUCUUACAGCUGAGGACGUAAGAGCGCUGGAUCUCGUAGACAAAGUGUCGUGGACUGACAACGAGGCGUUCGAUGAUGCGGACAUGUUCAAUACGGAUCUCGUCGAACGGCAGAUCCACGCACCUACAGAAAGGCUAUACCAGGGCAACAAGGCGCACGGGAGGAGUACGGUCCUUCAGGGAAAUGCGGACGCGGCAGGUAUAGCGGCAAUUCUGCAAGCAAAAAGGCGGUGAUGGGAUCAAUGGCGUUGCUGUCCUGCUGCGCACACGGAUUGCCAACACUUGUUGCGACAGACCUAAUGAACGCCACAAGUUCGGCUUGCAAUCCACCGUCUUAUCUAUCAAUCCGCUUACGAUUGCUCUGUGUUGUGCUGCUA
Macroventuria anomochaeta is the source of this 1120-nucleotide messenger RNA. RefSeq lists its product as uncharacterized. The transcript is spliced from 3 exons. The coding region runs from base 174 to 977 and encodes 267 amino acids. The record is from RefSeq and is a predicted model, not a curated record. NCBI's taxonomy places the organism in Eukaryota, Fungi, Ascomycota, Dothideomycetes, Pleosporales, Didymellaceae.